AUGGCAAAAAUUGCCAUUUCGGUUGAUCCCCAGUACAAAAUUGCCACUGGCAACAAUUUCCUUCAGUUCCAGGACCAGCUGAAUGGAUUGCCGGCUGCAUUUUUCUCACAAUAUAAAUUUACACCUUGGAAGGAAGGUUUCAUCGCAGUCCGAGACAUCACUGGUUGCUUUACUUUGAGCCAAGGCACCUAUGUAAUUAUUCCAGUUACGUCAAAAGAAGGCCAGGAGUCUGAAUUCCUCCUACGAAUCUUCCUGCGGAGUCAAGAUUACAGCAAAGACCCGAACACCAGGCUCAGCCUCAUAUCGCCAAAGGAUGUAGCCAAACAGAACCAAGACAACAACUAUGAAAACAUCUUUCUAAGAUAUGCUAAGCAGGGUUCAGAUAUCAAUGCCUCACAGCUGCAAAGAAUUCUAAAUGAAGUGCUCCUGAAAGAUCAAACAGCCGGCCCAGAAGGACGAUUCAGCUUCGAUUCAUGCAGAGGCAUUUUAGCUCUGAUGGAUCUCAGUUCGAAUGGAAGACUCACCCUGCAAGAGUUCAAGAACCUUUGGAAAUGUCUUGCUAAGUAUAAGGACUUCUUCAAGAGAGAAGCUCGAAGCCUUUUGGGACUCCUUGAUGCUUCAGACUUGAGGAAUGCAGUGCAGGCAGUAGACAUCACUGCUACUGAGCAGCUCCUCCACCUCAUGGCUCUGAGAUAUGGCAACUCCUCCCGGAAAAUCAACUUCCCUGAUUUUGUGUGUUGCAUGAUCCGGCUUGAAACAAUGGCAAAGGUAUUUUAUAACUUAACUGAGGAUGGAAGAAUUUAUUUCAAUGAAACACAGUGGCUGAUUUUUAUCAUGUACUGCUAAAGCAGUGGCACACUACAGAACUGUUGGCAGCUUUGGUAUUUAUUGAUGCAUGAAAGGUGCUUGGGUUGCAUCACAAAAAGGAUGAAGAUAGCUCUCCACAAGCUAAGCAGUGUUGAUGGAUGAACUAGACUUUCUUGGAAUAAAUAGCAUAUGGUUGGUAGUAUUCUGCUUUCUGAACAAGGGAUUUUCCUUCAGACUAGCCUGACUUGAUGUAGAAGCAGUAGGAAGCCAUUAAUAAAAAAACAGAUGUCCAUGGAAGAAGACAGUAAAACCUGAGGAAGAAGAAAUUUGCUCCCAUUUCAUCCAUAAUUAGGAACAGUGAGAUUGUUAUCUACAAACUGUUUAGAUCUUCUUAUGACUACAACACACAGUUCUCCUCAUAAAUUGGUGUCGAUCAGAAGUAACUCUAUUUAUGCCAGCAUAAAUCCAAUGUAAGCAAGACAAGACCCUGCAUUUUUAAAGAUUAUUUUUAAUGUAAUAAAAAUAAACAAAAUAUAGUUUUA
Alligator mississippiensis (American alligator) is the source of this 1349-nucleotide messenger RNA. RefSeq names its product calpain-13-like. NCBI's taxonomy places the organism in Eukaryota, Metazoa, Chordata, Crocodylia, Alligatoridae. Gene Ontology annotation, molecular function: calcium ion binding. The transcript has 13 exons. Bases 1 to 846 code for a protein of 281 amino acids. The record is from RefSeq and is a predicted model, not a curated record.